Molecule: messenger RNA, 3856 nt
Organism: Eleginops maclovinus (Patagonian blennie)
Lineage: Eukaryota; Metazoa; Chordata; Actinopteri; Perciformes; Eleginopidae
Gene: rhoh
Product: ras homolog family member H
Exons: 2
Coding region: 709-1296 (195 amino acids)
Biological process (GO): small GTPase-mediated signal transduction; motor neuron axon guidance; engulfment of apoptotic cell
Cellular component (GO): cytoskeleton; cell projection; cytoplasmic vesicle
Molecular function (GO): GTPase activity; protein kinase binding; GTP binding
Source: RefSeq, a predicted model, not a curated record
GUUAUACUUUUCUUUUCUCUCAUACUUUCUCACUUCCCUCCUCUACUUACCAACCUCGGCUUAUGCAGAAAGAUGCCAAAGUAUUUCAUCCCUGUGUCUGAUCGUCACAAGCAAAUACAGACUUUAGUAAAUGCGUUUGAGGGCAACCGGUUCAGUUGAUUAUUAUAAAUACCAAAUUGUAUCUGGAGUUUAAAGGAUUUCUCUUUGUCUUCAGUCUUCAAAAGCGUCAGCCAGCAUCCGCCGGUUAGAGAUCGAAAAGACUGACAAGAAAGUAGAUAUCUUUCCUCUACGCUGAGAGGUUCAACCUGUUUGGAAAGGAUGACCGCCGUCAUUAGAGAGGAAGACCGACAUCCGACCUCGCUGCAGAGACACAGCAGAAGUGAGACAAGACAAGAUGGCCUAAAAAUCUGUUAUGUGAGGCGUGUGUAAAGCUCACUUCAGGUGAACCGCUGAUUUUAAACCUGAUCCAUAUCAAUAAACUUAAAAAGAUUUAGAAAAGAGAGACAUUAUAGUUCAGUUCAACAAACUGAAUGACCGCUGAAAUCUUCAGAAAUGGAGUUACCAUUGGCCAGGGCUACAGAUCACCUGCUAUAAAACGUACGCUGCCUUUGUCUACCAAGUAAACGUGGGACUCUCUAGAUUGCCAAGUUACAAGACUUCUCGUCAGAACCACAAAUAUCCAAAGGAGUUACACCGUCCGGGUCAGCCAUGAAUGAGACCGACGAGAUGUCGUUGAAAUGCGUCCUAGUAGGGGACAGUGCCGUGGGCAAGACCGCCUUACUGGUCCGCUUCACCUCAGAAACCUACCUGGACAACUACCAGCCCACAGUGUUUGAAAACACAGGGGUGGAGGUUUACAUGGAUGGGGUUCAGAUCAACCUAGGGCUGUGGGACACGGCGGGCAGUGACAACUUUAGACAAAUCCGACCGAGAUCCUACCAGCAGGCCGACGUUGUGCUUAUCUGCUACUCUGUGGCCAACCCUAAUUCUCUGGCCAGCGUCCAGCACAAGUGGAUCGCUGAGGUUCGAGAAAACUUGCCAAGGGUGCCGGUGCUGGUUGUUGCAACCCAGACAGAUCUGAGGGAGAUUGGGGCUUACCGUGGCAGCUGUAUCUCAGCAGCGGAGGGGAGACGUGUGGCUCAUGAAGUCCACGCUAAAGGAUACCUGGAGUGCUCCUCCUUAAGUAACCGUGGUGUGCAGCAAGUGUUUGAGAACGCAGUACGAACAGCCGUUUACCAGGCGAAGAAACGGGCCCGGCGACGGAUGUUCAGCCUCAACCAGUGCAAGGUCUUUUGACCUUUGUACUUUGAACUUGACCCGGGUGGCACCUCAGCCUUCAUGAGAGGACAUUUUUUUAAUGAGGGUCCUAGUGUGCUGUUCAGACUCCAUGAGAGUUUGUUAAGGUACAAGAACCGAAAGCUGUAUUUUUCUAAUUUUGUAGGUAGGGUUUUUCUACACCGUUGGGUCUAAUGCACCCUCCAAAAGACUUGUCUAAACUAAAAGAAUAAAAAUGAGAAUACUUGAUUUAGCCAAGCAUGUACUCAAAUUAAAGUUCUACUUUUGUGUGGUUCAGGGAGAAACAUUUUUGAUUCUUCUGAUCUGUUUGUGAAUGUACCGCAGGACAUCUAAGAGGUAUUUCAAAUUUGGUAUCCGGGUUUCUUUGUGUUUCACACUUAAUGAAGCGAUUAAGGAUUUCACUGCCACAAAUGAGAAUGGAUCUUUAACAGAUUUGUCAAAAACUACGAAAAGUAUUUUCUCAGGCUCCUAAAAUAUAGCAUAUUAUGAAGUCAGGAAAUAAUGUUGAGUGCAUGUUGAAUUUUGUCAGCACCUAUUUAAAUGCCUUAGAGUAUGAAUAAGACCAUUUUAGGUCAAUUUUUGCUGCAUCAGGAUAUGAAUAUGUAAAGCGUAUUGUCUAUGAUUUCUCCUGAGAAAAUGACAUUUCACUAGAUGUGACCAGGAAAUACACUUUCAAUAGCUCAAAGCCUUUGUUUCUCAAGGUUAUUUGUUAGUUUUCUAUCUAUUUAAAUAUACCUUUUUAUAUAUUAUUAGAAACGUAUGACCUGUUGCAUUGAACUCAAAUGUGACCAGUGCAUGACAGUCAACACAUUUCAGACAUUAAAAAGCAAGAAACUUUAAAACAUUCAUUGAAUGUUUGUAUUGAUUCAUACAAGAUAUAAUUGAUAAGUUUCAUUUAUACGAGUAGAGAAUACAAACUUUUUAGAAAUUCUACAAUAAAGUGAAGAAACAUGGAGCAGCAUUACGGACAUCUUGACACGGAUCAUUGAAACCAUGUGCUGAAUAACGGCUUUUGUGAUUUUAUUUUUAAAACUGUAAACAUCUUUUAAGAGUAAAAAAUUAAUAAAAAUAUGACAUUACCUGCCUAUGUUUCCCGCUUGUCCAUAUAUUAAAGCUAAGGAUUCACGGCAUUGUGUAAUUUCUGCACAUUCUUUUCAUAACGAAACAUGUUUUGGGAAAUCAUCUAAUAACCUACAAGUAUUUGUAAUGCCCCAUUUGUUUUUACCUUUCUAUCUUUUUGAGAGAGUUUGCCUUUGAUUUGAAUAUGUGUGCAUUCAUUAUCAAAGCACCCUUUUAUGCCGUUACAUAUAACUCAUAUAAAAUCAGUAAGAAUUUAAAAGGUAAAAUGUAUAAUUUUUUAAGGAAACAACUUGUCUACUUUACAGAGUAUUGUUCUACUAUACGUCUCAUGAACAUACUUAUGUUACAGGUUUUGUAUGUUUUGCAUAUCACAUGUUGCAUCAAACUUAUAUCGUGUGUAUUAAGCAUUUGCCAAAUCAAUUUGUGAAAUCUGUAUUAGAAUACACAUAUGAGAUACAUAAACACAUUAUUUAGAUCAGAACCCUCAUUCCUAUUUUUCUUUUUUAAUCAAAUGUUUGGAUUUAACUUGAUUAUCAGAGGCUCAAAAGUGUUGUUUGGAAAGCGAUAAAACAAUAGACUUAUGGUUUAACAUUAUACAAUACACAUACAUGAAUUCAAAUGUUUGUAUUAAUCCAAGUCAAGUCAAUUUCUUACGUUUUGUCCCAAAUUAUAAUUUCAGAAGAUAAAAAAGUAUACUGUAUGACAUGGUCUAUCCUUGGAGCCAAAAACACACCUUUACAGUCCCUAUAUCAUAUGUCCGUAAAGAAGCCUCUGUUUGGUUUGUAGCUUCAAACAUAAGAAAAUGACUUGACUAGUCAGAGUUUAAAGAUUAAUUGUAGCUGUAUUAUAAAGACAGCGAACACUCGACCAGGAACAACCAGAAUUUUUUUUAGAAAAGCUGUUCCACCCUCUCAUGGUUUUCUCCCACUCUUUCUCUUCAUUUCUUUGUCUUAUGUGUGGUUUUAAAGGCUGCUGAGGAUCAGAGAUACAACACAGGCUUUUCAAGGAUACGCAGAAAAACCCUUUGCCACAUCCCAACACACACACACACACACACACACACACACACACACACACACACACACACACACACACACACACACACACACACACACACACACACACACACACACACACACACACACACACACUUCUUUAAUGUUACAGCUGGUAUAAGAGAUAGAGCUAAUAGAGCUAGCCUAUAACGAAACAUGAUAUGUUGAUUAUAUUUUGUAUUAUAAAUCUGAAUCCUCAGUUACUACAAAUUAUUUUAUUUUAUAAUUAUUAUAUAUUUUUGAAAUAUUAGUGGCAAAAAAUGGAAAUACUCAUGUAAAGUACCGUAUAAGUACAGUACUUAUACGGAAUAAAUGAACUCACUUAAUGUCCCCCGCUUCAUCAGACCUGACUAUGUGCAAAUUAAUUCACAAAACAGCUAUCUUAAUAAAUGAAAUCAAGAAAUGUGGUCAAAUACUAUCUGUAA